This is a messenger RNA of Python bivittatus (Burmese python), 1346 nucleotides long. RefSeq names its product synaptotagmin 4 (gene SYT4). The record is from RefSeq and is a predicted model, not a curated record. NCBI's taxonomy places the organism in Eukaryota, Metazoa, Chordata, Lepidosauria, Squamata, Pythonidae. Gene Ontology annotation, biological process: vesicle fusion; calcium ion-regulated exocytosis of neurotransmitter. Gene Ontology annotation, molecular function: clathrin binding; calcium ion binding; phosphatidylserine binding. Gene Ontology annotation, cellular component: exocytic vesicle; axon; plasma membrane.
GGCAGAAAAGGGCUUUCAGCACCUUGGACAGCGCGCGCAGCAAACAACAUGGCUCCGAUCACAGCCAGCAGAGAAGAAUUCGAUGAAAUUCCAACAGUGGUUGGGAUCUUCAGUGCCUUUGGGCUGGUCUUCACUGUCUCCCUCUUUGCUUGGAUCUGCUGCCAACGCAAAUCUUCUAAAUCAAACAAGACUCCUCCUUAUAAAUUUGUUCAUGUGCUGAAGGGUGUUGACAUUUAUCCUGAGAACCUCAACAGCAAGAAGAAGUUUGGUGCAGAGGACAAAGGGGAAGCCAAAAACAAGCCAAUUAUGCCAAAGAGCUCUCUGCAUCUUGACCUGGAGAAGCAAGAUCUGAAUGGCAACUUCCCCAAAACAACCCCUAAAAUACCAAGUUCCUCAGAUGUUGAGGGCUUUACUCCAAAGUUCUUUCCUGAGAGGGAAAAAGAUUCAGUGUCCCCUGACAGCUUGAAGUCUGCCACAUCAAUAUCUUCUGAAGAAAAGCAAGAUAAAUUAGGAACUCUCUUCUUCUCCAUUGAGUACAACUUUGAAAAGAAGGCUUUCAUGGUGAACAUCAAAGAAGCACGUGGCUUACCAGCCAUGGAUGAACAAUCAAUGACUUCUGAUCCAUACAUCAAAAUGACAAUACUACCAGAGAAGAAACACAAGGUGAAAACUCGAGUGCUAAGGAAAACCUUAGAUCCAGCUUUUGAUGAAACCUUCACCUUUUAUGGGAUCCCUUAUACUCAAAUUCAAGAUCUGAGUCUCCACUUUAUGAUCCUGAGUUUUGACCGGUUCUCCCGAGAUGAUGUCAUUGGAGAAGUCCUCUUUCCCUUAUCAGGAAUUGAGUUGUCUGAAGGAAGGAUGCUGAUGAACAAGGAAAUCAUCAAAAAAAAUGUUAGGAAAUCUUCUGGGCGUGGUGAGUUGCUGAUCUCACUUUGUUAUCAGUCUACAACAAACACUCUCACUGUGGUUGUUUUAAAGGCCAGGCAUCUACCUAAAGCUGAUGUUUCAGGAUUAUCAGACCCCUAUGUCAAAGUGAACCUUUACCAUGCCAAGAAAAGGAUCUCCAAAAAGAAAACACAUGUCAAGAAGUGUACCCCCAAUGCGGUGUUCAAUGAACUUUUUGUCUUUGAUAUUCCCUGUGAGGGUCUUGAAGAGAUCAGCAUUGAAUUCUUAGUACUGGAUUCAGACAGGGGAUCUCGGAAUGAAAUCAUUGGCCGGUUAACCUUGGGGGCUUCUGCAGAAGGAACAGCUGGAGAACAUUGGAAGGAAAUCUGUGAAUACCCUAGGAGACAAAUAGCUAAAUGGCACAUGCUGUGUGAUGGCUAACGAAGGAACAGGAGGUUGGA